Messenger RNA from Xyrauchen texanus (razorback sucker), 3421 nucleotides. RefSeq names its product zinc finger protein 385D-like. Gene Ontology annotation, cellular component: nucleus. Lineage: Eukaryota; Metazoa; Chordata; Actinopteri; Cypriniformes; Catostomidae. Gene Ontology annotation, molecular function: nucleic acid binding; zinc ion binding. The transcript has 8 exons. The record is from RefSeq and is a predicted model, not a curated record. The coding region runs from base 448 to 1665 and encodes 405 amino acids.
GAGGAACACUCAGACAGAACAAAUAAGCAGCUGCUGCUCGACUCCCACCACAGAUGCUGAUAUCGGCACCGCGGAGAGACCUCGUUCAACGAGGAUUCAGAUUACAGCUGGAGAGAAUCACAUCUCACGGAGCCACAGCUGACGAUAAGAGGACAGAGCUGAGAGCUGCAAGAGAGAGGGACAGACAGAGAGAGAGAGAGAGAGAGAGAGAGAUAGAGAGAGAGUUCUUCUAAAGUAGGAUCUCUCUAGGGGCCAGUUGAAACAGACCACAAACACUCAUAGAGCCACCAAGACAUCGCAAGAAAACAAUACGGACCACUGUGGUGUGGAAGCUCGCGUGGUCACAGUUCCCCCCUCAAACCACAGAUGAGACCCUGCUGAGAUCAUGGAUUCACUCUUGAAGGAAGCGGUGUAUGGGGACGCCACAGGUCUGGAUGUGUGAGGACCAUGGAGAGCAUGUAUAUUGGUAAUGCGUGUCAGAGUGGACUGAUGCCAGCGCUGGUUCGAGCUCCUCUGCCCGCUGUACCGCCCUCACUGGGCAUGAAACACUUCUUCCCCUUCGCUCUGGACAGCAGCUCCGCACUCAGCUUCAUUCCCAGCUUCAGCACUAUGGAUCCUGUCCAGAAAGCCGUUUUACAUCAUACGUUCGGCGUUCCUAUUGCUUCUAAAAGGAGAGCUGUCGCAUGCAGUAUGUGCCAUCUGAGGUUUAACUCACAAAGCCAGGCAGUGGCCCACUACAAAGGCACCAAACAUGCCAAGAAGCUCAAAUACUUGGAUGCCCCGAAAUGCCUCAAACAGAAGAGUUCUCUGGUUAGCAAGGAAAAUACCAACAAGGAGCCACCCGAAGGCCACUCGGUGGCCAGCAACACUGACGGAAAAGGUGGAAUUCCUGGAGAGAUUGUGGCCCCUUCAUCUCCGUCUUCUCCCCUGAUGUCAGGCCCUGUCACGGGCCCCACUGAAGCAGAGUCUACCUCAGUAUCAGGAGGGGAGGAUGGCCCCUCCUUCACAGCCAACACGCCUCCGCCGAUGGAGCCCGAAUUCGAGCUGAAUUCAGAGACAGAGGAGGAGAAAUCUUUACGACUGCUCUACUGCUCCCUCUGUAAGGUGGCCGUGAACUCGGCAUCACAGCUGGAGGCUCACAACAGUGGCACCAAGCACAAGACCAUGCUGGAAGCACGGAGUGGGCACGGCUCCAUCAAAUCCUUCCCCAGGCCAGGCGUCAAAAGCAAGCUAACUACACCCACUAAAGCAGACAUGGGCUUGCAGAACAAGAUAUUCCACUGUGAAAUCUGCGACGUGCACGUCAAUUCAGAGACACAGCUCAAACAGCAUAUCAGCAGCAGACGCCACAAAGACAGAGCCGCAGGAAAACCAGCCAAACCCAAGUACAGUCCGUACACCAAAACACAACGAGGACCCACCAAACACACACAGGUGAAGAUGCCAACAGUUAAAGAGCUGUGCCCACCACUCACAACCAGGAUAAUGUCCUCUCACCUGGCAGCUGUCGCUGCGGCAGCCGCUGCUGUUGGCUCCGCCUUUCCGUUGCGUGCCUGCCAUAACCCCGCCCUCUUUCAGACUCAGUCCCUCCCUGCCGCGCUGCUCCGUACCGCCCCUGGGCCAAUCAGGACUGCUCACACACCUGUAAUGUUUGCCCCUUAUUGACCUUUGAACGAUGAUUUCUGGCGGACCUCAUGUGCUUGGAUCAUCGCCGCCACCCCUAUCACCUCACGACAGGCACACUGGCCACAUCUAAUGCGUGAUAUCGCAAUAAUUUAAAAUGAAGCCUGGUAACUAUGCAUUGCUGUUUUCAUGUGACACACUGAUGUUAAGCUAUAAAUGUUCUGGUCAAUAUUUGGUGAGUUCAGGAAUGAUUUGUGGACCGACAGAUAAGGGUGAGCAUCAUUUAGAAUUUAGUGCUCUCUUUCAUUUCAUGAGUUGGAAUUGGAAUUGAUUUGGCGACGCCCCACAGGAUGUUAAAUUUGACCAUUACACCAUUCAUUUGGACUAAUCAUGCCUAUUUACUUGCUGAUAUGUAGAAUGCAUUAUUUAAUCAGCUGUUGAGCAAGUUCAAUAUUUAUUUUAGAAUAUUUAGUAAAUUAAAUAUAUUAUGCACAUUUUAAAGCUGAAUUGUGUAUCUUCUGUUAAAAUACUUUGUCCUAGUCCCUCCUUAAUAUACAGAGAGAACUAUAAGUAAGCCAUUCGUAAUUCCAACAAGUAAUCAGUCUUUUAGCGCUACGAAAUUUCCUGUUUGUUGUGAGUGAUCCGUCAAGCCCAACAAUACAACAUUGACUCAACCAAUGGCACGGGUUGAGGGCGGGACUAUCUGUUUGCGCUAUCUACAGAAGACAGGGAAAAAGCUAUUUGGAUAGCUGUUUGCAAACAAUGAUUUCAUUUUGCAAUUCCGUUCAGUGGCGUAGAAACUUCACAUUUCAGCUUUAAUAAUGUUUUAAAAAGAAAAUAAUAGUAUUUAAAGCUAGGGUGUGUGAUCCAGAAUGGCUAGCAGUUAGCAAGCUAGCUUUGAAAGCAUAGAGCCCGCCCUGGCUUCAGAGGUCUCUCCAAAGCCACGCCUCCUCUAUCACACGUGAAAACACGCACACACACACACACACACACACACACACACACACACACACACACACACACACACACACACACACACACACACACACACACACACACAGAGCAGAGUCUAAGCCCCAGAUGUUUUUUUCGUUGUAGAAGUUUCUAACACGGUCUUUCUUGUCUUGUUUCCUGAAUUUUGGUAUGCAAAUAUAGAUUGACAGACAGGAAAGACAUCCUAUCAGUACAUUCGGACCGAAUGCAAUGAUUGGUCGUAAUUGUUUUUAGCCCUGUCCCUUCCACAGAAGAUAUAUAUAUAUAUAUAUUUUUUUUUUGAUACCACUUAAAUUAUUGAUUGCUAUCAGUAUGUGAAGAAAAUUUCAACCAGUAUAAAAAAAAAAAAAUUCUGGAAAAGAUCGCACACCCUAGCUUUAACAAAAAAAAUUAAAAUGUUAAAUAAAUUAUAGCAAAAUUAAGUGUUCUUUCACCAUGCUCCUUAAAAAUUUUUUAAAUAAAAUUAUAUAUAUAUAUAUACACACACAAUAUAUAAAAUAAAAUAAAAAAAUGUAGAUGUGUCAUUUCAAACAUUUAUUGUUAAGGGGAGGUACUACAGGUGAAUAGGCAAAAACAAUUCCAUUAAUAUAUGCAAAUUAAGUGUUAUCUCAUUAAAAAUGCACCAAUUUGCAUAUUAUGUAAAACACAAUAUUGACAUGGUAGAAGAAGUCAAAACUUUUAUGUUUGUUUUAAUGUGAUCAAUAACUACAAAUAAGUAGUUGGUAAUCUUCAGAGGCUUUUGCCAAAAUAUUGUUCUCUCAGUUAAUUAUGUUAAAAUACACUUGGCUCAUGUUAAAAAACAACA